AUGUCUUUGAUUCACGCCGAUAACCUCCCACCCCAGCCGGUGACGGACAUCUUCACCAACGACACAUGCAUUGAUAGACGAAAGUGCCACCGCACCGUGCCCAUGAAGGUGCUGGCUCUCGGUGUGGGAAGAACAGGAACGGCUUCCCUUCGCAUUGCGCUGGAGCGUCUGGGAUAUGUCAAGUGCUACCACAUGAUGUCCGCCAGUAUGGAGAACCCUCCGGACUGCCUCAUGUGGCACGAUGCCCUCUGCGCCAAGUACGAUGGCGUUGGUGAAUUCGGCCGCAAGGAAUGGGACCAGCUACUCGGAGAGUGCCAGGCUGUGUGUGACUGGCCCGCCUGUGCCUUUGCGAAGGAGCUGAUCGAGGCCUACCCCAACGCGAAGGUCAUUCUGACCACCCGCGAUGUGGAUUCGUGGCAUGCUUCCGUCAUGAAGACCGUGCAUUGGCGUGUGUCUGACCCGGAGCACCGCUUUGUUUCCAACUUCAGCUGGGCUGCCGGCAUGUACUACCCCAUGCUGAACAAGUUCUUCGAGACCUUCUUCCGCGGGGACUUCCCCAACAAGGGCAAGCAGGUGUACCUGGACCACGUCGAGGAAGUCCGCAGCCUGGUGCCCCCCGAGCGCCUGCUGGAGUACAAGAUCAGCGAUGGCUGGGGCCCUCUUUGCGAGUUCCUCGGCGAGGAAGUUCCCGACACCCCCUUCCCCCGUGGCAACGACAUGGCCGACUUCUUCAAGCGUUGCCGUGGCCGCAACCGCCGCCAGAUGCUGAACGCCGCCCUGCAGGCCUUCACCAUGGGUGGUGCGCUCAUUGCAACCGGAUUCGCCGCUACCAUGGCCUUCAAGCGGUUCUCUCGGUAA
Molecule: messenger RNA, 858 nt
Organism: Aspergillus terreus NIH2624
Lineage: Eukaryota; Fungi; Ascomycota; Eurotiomycetes; Eurotiales; Aspergillaceae
Product: sulfotransferase family protein
Exons: 4
Coding region: 1-858 (285 amino acids)
Source: RefSeq, a predicted model, not a curated record